AUGGCUUCAACCACUUCGUCGCAGCCUCAACAAAUCAAUGUUGCUGAUCUCGACCUCCAACAGCUAUCUGAUGUGCGCCGUCAGCUAGAGGAGGAAUUGAACCACCUCACAAACUCAUUCGCUCAGCUGAAGCAGGCACAAGCGAAGUUUAAGUCAUGCAUUGAGAAUGUCAGAGAAAUUAAACCUCAAAACAAAGGAACGACUAUCCUUGUUCCUUUGACCAACUCCCUAUAUGUGCCUGGUCACUUAAGUGAUGCGGAGAAUGUGAUCGUCGACGUCGGUACAGGAUAUUACGUGAAGAAGGCAUGUUCUCGGGCACAGGCCACCAAAUAUUAUGAAACAAAAGUGGAAUAUAUUCGCACUAAUCUCGAUACGCUACAAGAAACGAUACAAAAGAAGCAGGAGAAUAUGAGCUACCUCAUUAAUGUAAUGCAGGCUAAACUACAGCAGUCCCAGACACAGCCCACCAAGGUCUGA
Suillus fuscotomentosus is the source of this 477-nucleotide messenger RNA. RefSeq names its product Prefoldin subunit-domain-containing protein. The record is from RefSeq and is a predicted model, not a curated record. Gene Ontology annotation, biological process: protein folding; regulation of DNA-templated transcription. Lineage: Eukaryota; Fungi; Basidiomycota; Agaricomycetes; Boletales; Suillaceae. The coding region runs from base 1 to 477 and encodes 158 amino acids. The transcript is spliced from 4 exons. Gene Ontology annotation, cellular component: prefoldin complex; cytoplasm.